UCUGCGGUGCACGUCAUUCGGAUACAAGACUGCAAGAUCAUAAUAUAUUCUAAUUGCCUGCGAACACAGACGGAUUGCCAGUUAAUUUUUCACGCCGCCAAAAAGUAUAAUUCGAGCCUGAAAAAGGUUCAGGCUUAAAUGGGAUUCGCGCCCAAGACCUCUACAAAUACCGGUACAGUGCUCUACCAACUUACCCGCUAGCAGAGCCGCUUCGAUCUUUCCUAAAUAGGGAGAAAUAAUCCCUCGAGUUUGGACUCCAGUUCGAGUUCGAGUUCGAGUUAGACUUCGAGUUGGACUUCGAGUGGAAGAUCGAGUUAGACUUCGAGUGGAAAUAAAUUUGACAACUCCUCUAUUACCCCAAAAAUUUGGCCUGCAGCUUGUACUUGAGGGAAUUUGAGCAAAGGAUCGUCCUUGUAGCCAUGACAACAGUGACGGAGAGCUCGAAACACUCGCUGGUACUGCCAGGCUUAAACGCGACCUUGGAGGAAACAAAAAUAGCCUAUGAUGAACGUGCUUCAAUUUGGGAACAGAUUAGCGACAACACAGGUUACAAAGGCCACAUACUGUGCGUGGAGGCGUUUGAUCGGGCCAUGCAGACGAAAGAGGUUUACCCUAAGCCGACAAAAGACAUGAAAAUCCUAGACGCCGGGGCUGGUACAGGGGCGAUCGGGGAAAUGUUCAAAGCUCGAGGGUACACCAAUGUUAACGCACUGGACAUCUCUCAGGAAAUGCUCAAUUUAGCGGCACCGAAGAACCUUUACAAGAAACUGAUCUGUGCUCCCUUAACUGACUCAUACAUGAAAGAGAUCGAGACCGCUGAAUACGACGUCGUGCUAUGCGCGGGCACCAUAGUGUACGGGCAAGUGAAACCAGGAGCGCUUGAACAGUGCGCGCGAUUUGUGAAGCCUGGCGGUUUGUUUAUCUUCUCCAUCCGUGUAGACUCGUAUGAUCCAGCAGGUCUGGGCUACAGCGACAAGUGUGUAGAGUUGGAGAAAACUGGUAAAUGGAGUCUGGUGUUAAAAGAAAAACGGGAGCUACACGCCACACCCAACGAGGAAAAAUAUCGAGAUUGUUAUCUGAUUACUUACAAAAUAUUGAAGUGAGCAGUACAGGUCGAAAAUACCUCAAGGCAAGGAGGACGGUCACUUUACAAUGGACAAGCAAAUAUUCAGUCUGAAGCUUAACUAUAUUUUGUGAAAUAGAGGCAAGCGUUAGAAUGAUUUUUGUUGUUGA
Messenger RNA from Orbicella faveolata, 1233 nucleotides. Its product is annotated as methyltransferase-like protein 27. Gene Ontology annotation, molecular function: S-adenosylmethionine-dependent methyltransferase activity. The record is from RefSeq and is a predicted model, not a curated record. NCBI's taxonomy places the organism in Eukaryota, Metazoa, Cnidaria, Anthozoa, Scleractinia, Merulinidae.